Messenger RNA from Pungitius pungitius (ninespine stickleback), 5891 nucleotides. RefSeq names its product slingshot protein phosphatase 1b (gene ssh1b). Gene Ontology annotation, cellular component: cytoplasm. The record is from RefSeq and is a predicted model, not a curated record. Gene Ontology annotation, molecular function: actin binding; protein tyrosine/serine/threonine phosphatase activity. Bases 336 to 2930 code for a protein of 864 amino acids. NCBI's taxonomy places the organism in Eukaryota, Metazoa, Chordata, Actinopteri, Perciformes, Gasterosteidae. The transcript has 15 exons. Gene Ontology annotation, biological process: negative regulation of actin filament polymerization; actin cytoskeleton organization; protein dephosphorylation.
ACCUGCGCCGUGUGUUUUUGUUGGUCCGUCCGCGCGGCGGUGAUGAAACCGCGGGGUCCGCUGCCGGCGCGGUACAAACGGGGGAAAUCUCUCCAGACUCCCCGCUCAUGAGGACUCCGGUAACCGCGGAGGACGCACGGAGCAGGACCGAACGGGAGCACCGCCGGGGGCUCUGGAGUGCGGAGCUGCCGCUGCCGCUGCUGCUGCUGCUGGACGAGAGAGUCUGACUAGGCAGUUUUUCUCCCCGGUGACAAGGGACAAUCUCGGCGGCGCAUCUUCCCACGUCCUCCCCUCCCCUCCCCUCCCCUCCCCGAGCCCGCAGCCCGCCACCGACCAUGGCCCUGGUGACUCUGCAGCGCUCCCCCACCCCCAGCGCAGCAUCUUCGGCCAGCACGACGAACAGCAGUGCGGGGGAGGAUAUUGGAAGUGACGAUGAGCGGAAAAAUAGCCUCAGUGAGAGCUUCUUCAUGGUCAAGGGAGCCGCCCUCUUCCUGCAGCAGGGCGGCGGCGCCCAAGGACCAAAGACGCCGACCCACCACAAGCACGCAGGUGAUUUACCUCAACACCUGCAGGUCAUGUUUAAGAUCCUCCGGUCUGAAGAUCGCAUUAAGCUGGCUGUGCGCUUGGAGAGCGGCUGGUCAGACCGAGUGCGCUACAUGGUCGUCAUCUACACCAACGGCCACCAGGACACGGAGGAGAAUAUCGUUCUAGGGAUGGACUUCACAGACAAGGACAGCAUAAAUUGCUCCGUUGGGAUGGUGCUGCCACUGUGGAGUGAUUCCAACAUACAUUUGGACGGAGAUGGAGGCUUCAGCGUGAACACGGCAGGGCGAUCACAUGUCUUCAAGCCUGUCUCCGUGCAGGCCAUGUGGUCCGCCCUGCAGGUCCUCCACAAGGCAUGCGAGGUGUCCCGCCGGUUCAACUACUUCCAAGGGGGCAUCGCUCUCACGUGGAUGGCCUUCUAUGAGGGCUGCAUCACCUCGGAGCAAAGCUGCAUCAAUGAGUGGAAUGCCAUGACCGACCUGGAGACCACCCGGCCCGACUCGCCCACCAUGUUCGUGGAGCGGCCAACUGAGCGAGAGAGAACGGAGUGUCUCAUUAAAGCUAAGCUACGCAGCAUCAUGACGUAUCAAGACCUGGAGAACACCACCUCCAAGGAGAUCCGUAACAAGCUGGAGCAACACAUGAGCUGCAACCUCACUGAGUACAAAGAGUUCAUCGACAACGAGAUGCUUUUGAUCCUGGGUCAGAUGGACAAGCCCACACUCAUCUUUGACCAUGUGUACCUGGGCUCUGAGUGGAACGCUUCCAACCUGGAAGAACUACGCGACUGCGGAGUGGGUUACAUCCUGAAUGUCACCAGAGAGAUUGACAACUUCUUCCCGGGGAUGUUUUCCUAUCACAACAUCCGCGUGUACGAUGAGGAUGCGACUGAUCUCCUGGCCCACUGGAACGACACCUACAACUUCAUCGGGAAAGCCCGGAAGAACAACUCCAAGUGCCUGGUGCAUUGUAAGAUGGGGGUGAGCCGGUCCGCCUCGACGGUCAUUGCCUACGCAAUGAAAGAGUACGGCUGGUCCCUGGAGAAAACCUACAACUUUGUCAAGCAGAGACGGAGUGUGGCCCAGCCCAACGGCGGUUUCAUGAGGCAGCUGGCAGAAUACGAGGGAAUUCUGGACGCCAGUAAACACCGCCACAACAAGCUGUGGAGGCCUGAGAGCGAUAAGGAGGGGGCCGAUGAUUUGCAGGCCUCCGGCCACUGGAGCGGUGGCGAGGAGGCAUCGGGGCUCAGAGGGGCGGAGGCGGUGGGAGGCUGCGGCGCCUCCCCCUGCAGGGCGGUGGGUCUGGAGAUGGAGCCCCUCGACUCGCUCAACUAUAACUAUUACUUCAGACGCUUGUCAGACUCUGCGCUGGACAGCGAGCCCUCCACUCCGGUGCGGGGCCCCCCCCUGCUCGGCAUGGAAAGGGUUUUCAUCGAGAUCGAAGACGUGGAGAGGGAUGCCCUAUUGGAGGACGAGGGUUUCCCCAUGGCCCACUUAGCCCUGCCCGGCGAGGGCACGGCAGCUCAGACGUGUGGCCGCCUCGACCCCCUGGAGGACAUGAGGCUGAGGCUGGAGAUCAGCACGCUGGAGGAGGAGGACGAGGAGGAGGCCAAGAAGGAGGAAGCGGAGAUGGCGGCCCUGGCUCAGGCUCCGGGAAAUCCGGAUGGGAGGAGGGCGGGGGAGGACGCUGAGGGGACGGAGGAGAGCCGGUUAGGCCUGGCCAACCUGAACACCAACAACAGCAACCGCCUGGCUGCCAAGCGCAGCUGCCCUGCAGCCUUCGAUGACAGUGGUAGCACAGGAAACCCUUUAAAAGUGAAGCCGUCCUAUCAGUCCUGCAAGGAUUGCCUGCGUCUACCGCAAGUGCGACGCUGUGACCGUCCCGCAGGAGGCCGCUCUCACCGCCUUAACCCCUCCCGCCACUGCACUAUCCCCACCAUAUGCAUAGAUCCCCCCGGGACCAGUUUCGCACCCACCCCAAUUCUGCGGCCCCUGCAAGUCCCGGCCAGCUCGAUCCAGCCCUCUGCCCAUCCGUCCCGCUGCUCCACUUGCACCCCUGCUGUCCCGCCGACCGACCGCCAGAAACCCGCCUCGCCCAUGAGCUGCGAGGAGACGCCUCCCAACCGCGGCUCGGGGGACACGGACGAACCGCGGGGGGGCGGUACGGGAGAAGACACGGCGAGGGACGGCGGGGGGGCGCCCGCUGAAAGUUCAGAGUUGCAACCGGGUGGUUCGGUGGAGCUCCAGCAGCAGGCUCCGGCCAAGCUAAAAAGGCCAGGACUGGGGAUGGAGUUUGGCCUGGAACUGAUGCGACAGAGGGCAGAGCAGCUUGAGAAGCUGCCGAGCUCGGCCAUGGAGGGCCAGCUCCCGCUGGGGCCCAUGCCUUAAUACUGUAACCCUUACAUGUAUGAGAUGGAGGAGGAGGUUCGCCACUGCCUUCAGCGGGAAUCCUAUUACAGCUGUGGGCCUUUUUUUUUUUUUUUUUUUUUUUAAGAUGACUACCGCUGUGGUGUCGCACCGGAAUCAAAGCUCCGCUUUGACCUGAAGUGUCAUGUCCGGGGGCCUCGCAGCCGCACUGUCACAAGCUGCAUCCCCAGAGAGAGUCUCGUCAUCGUCUGCCGCCGUCAAGAUCCAAGCGAGGCCCGGUUGAUUUGAGCCGUGCGCCCCCGAGGGCUUGAGGUAAGGACUGCAGACUUGUCCCGUGUCCUCCUGAGCCUGCCGGCCCCGCGGCACGUGCAGGAUCAUCACACUUCCCCCACAGCCCAGUGGUGAUGAGCGCUAUGCUGCCGAAUUUGACCCUCAACGGACCGGUUUGGCAUAUUCCAGAGACAGUGGUGGUCGUUCCUUUGUAACUCCUCAGAAAGCUACAGCGAGCACUCUGAUGAUGAUGAUGAUGAUGAUGGAUGGGGAGGAAAAAAAUACCUGAAGUAACAUGCUUCUUUUAGUGUACUGUAUGUUUUUCAGUCCAAGUCAUCGACAGUAUUCAUGAAGGAGCCCGAUGAAUGUUUGCAGUUGCCCCCAUUGUGAUCGCGUUCAGCGUCUCCUCAUGUUUGCUGAUAGCUGAAUCUCCACUGACCUUCAACUAUAUUUUCCCUGCUGCAGCUGCUUUUGCAUCAAGAAAGGGCAUUUCACGUGGAAGCAUAAUCAUUUUUGAAAAAAAAAGGAUGGGAGCCUUUUUAUGCCUCUUAGUAAGGUGUUGUACCUCGGACCACAAGCAUCUCGAACUGUUUUGGUCAAAGACUCUUUUGUUGCCUCUGCACAGUGUCUGGUUCACCCUGACCUCCUCCAUCAAAGUUAAUGUAAUCAUGUACUUAACGCACUCACUUUAGCCCCACGCAUGACUUUGCAGUAUUACAAAACCAACACGCUUGGGCAGAUAACAUAUUAUUUAUAUACUGAAAAUGCAUUCAGAUAUGCCGUUAUUUAGCUUAAGUGACAACAAUCGUGUGUCAGUUCGCUGAUGAAUUGUUUGAACCUAAACCCCCUCAUGCCUGAGAGAAGACUGAAGAUGUACCUUCAGUUGUUUGGGAGAUCUUCACAUUCAUCCUUUCAGAUGUCAGGGUCAUUCAGGAGCUCUUGGUCUGAUCACUUGCGGAUGUACCAAAGCUAUAUCAUUUUGCCCGUGACAUUAAAUCACAAUCAUGAUUUAAAUUAUUUUACUUUAUUACCAUAGCGGCAUCCAGGUACUCAUUCAUCUUAGUGUUUCCCAGAGAAACAUCUGUGAAGACACUCUAACCAUAGAUUUAGCACUCGAGCACAACGUUUGCAUCCAUUCACACUGAAGCAGAAAUAGAUGGAUUCAUUCCCUGCUUGGGGGGGAAAUUCAUUUGGAUCCAACAACCAUUGUUGUAUUGGUAUUAUUAGAAUUUUGACUUUAAAAUGACCAAAUUGAAAACUUGAAAUUAUAAUCUAAAUGUAUUAUUAUAUAUUAGAUUUACUUUUUUCAUCUCUUCAAGUCUUUUCCUCGGCUGUUAUUUCCUCCAUUUUAUUAUAUGCUGGGACAGCUUGAGGCAUGUUGUGUUCAAAGCCAAAGUGGGGUUGCUCCUACAAGUUCUUCUGUCCGGUGGAUGUCGUGUUUUGGCGCGCUGGGUGUGCUGGAAUGGUACUGGGAGAUGCCUGUCUGUAUGCAGGAAAUGCACAUACGAGUAUUAGUGUGUUUAAAGAUUUCAGUGCUUCAGGAGAAAUGAAAACUGUGCAAAGAAUGAAUGAUAGUUUUUAAGAUUUAACCAUCUUUAACCCUGGAUUUUUGUUGUUGUAGAUGUAACAUUUCUUUAGUUAGACCAGUAGAAGCUUCUAUCUUAAUUUCUUCUUCUCCCUUAACUGGACACCAGGGAGCUGCAGGUUUGCUCCACUAGUAAUAAUUUGGUUUUGCCUUUAAACUGCUCUUUCCCCCACGUGGGCAUGAUGUAACGUAAGGAACUGAAAAAUGGGUUGACAGCAUUUGAUGCCACAAACUGUAACAGAAGAAUUAAGAAAAGCUACAUCGUGGCAACUUAGAGACGAGAUUGGUAUCAUUUCAUCUAAACACAUGAGCAUAUUCCCCCCACAUGUUCUCUUCCUUUUUACGUACGAUUAAGAUGAUUCUCUUUGAAGCUCGUUUUUAUCACUGUGUUACAGGUGGGUCCUGAUCAUGCGCUUGACAUUGUGAGCACCAAAAUCCUUCUGUUUGCGAUACCCGGUCCAAAGCACAACGUUGGGUUGUUUGCUUCAUGUUUUGAAUUUGUGUUUGUAUUUAAGUGCCUUAACCUUGGCCUUAGCUCCAUCCUAAAGCAUCACAGGCGUUGCAAGAGUUUCUGUGAGUGUGUUGUUGGCUUUUGGUACAUUACUUGCCCUCACUCCCAAUAAUAACCACGCUCCCUGCAAUGUAUUACUCGGCACAAAAUAAUGAUGUAUGCAAACACACAUAAGCUCACGCACAGCCGCCUCCUCCGCCCCGAACACACCUAUACUUGAUGGACUUCCAUUUAUGAAUAGCCUAUAAUAAUAUUGUAUUUGUUUGAUAUUGUUGAAACUUGUGGUACACUGUAUUGGUUCAAUAGCGGGCUGAGGAACCUUACUUGCUGGAAUGAGAACUAUCAUUUACAUUAAAACAUUAGAAAGGAUGGGUUCAAGUCUUUGAAAUUAACCAAUCUGUAUAUAUUUUUCUCAACAAUUUGCUAUAAGUACAUUAGCUUGCAGAUGUGGUCAAUAUUAAGAAAAUACACUAAUAAUGCUACUGUGUAUUUGAGAAGUACUCAUAAUUAAGUUCUCGUGUUUGUACCACAGCAAAAAAAACAACAACAAGACUUUGGACAUUUUAAGCAAAUGUCUUGGGGCUCCAUUAAGAUGGCAACAAUUGAUUAUUUUUAU